AUGGACGAGAGGCAGGCCAUGGCCGUGGCCAACGCUGGAGGCUACGAGAUCGACGCCUUCAUCGGCGAGAUGGAGACGGAACUCGAGGCUUCUGGUGGCCUGAAGACGGGCUUCUUCCACCUGCAGUUCAAGGACCCCAGGCACUUCACCUGGGUCAUCGUCGCCUUCGCCUCCAUGGGUGGUCUGCUGUCUGGUCUCGACCAGUCCCUCAUCUCGGGCGCCAACCUGUACCUCCCUGGGGAUCUCGGCCUGUCCACCCGCCAGAACAGUCUGGUGAACUCUGCCAUGCCUCUGGGAGCCGUUGGUGGUGCUCUGAUCCUUGGACCUUGCAAUGAGUCCUUUGGCAGACGCUGGGCCAUCAUUAUCUCUACCAUCCUGUACACUAUCGGUGCUGCCCUCGAAGCUGGCUCCAUAAACUUUGGCAUGAUUGUUGCUGCUCGUGUGAUUCUUGGCAUCGGCGUCGGUCUGGAGGGCGGUACCGUCCCCGUCUACGUGGCCGAGACUGUCGAGCGCAGGAUGCGAGGCAACUUGGUGUCGCUGUACCAAUUCAACAUCGCCCUCGGUGAGGUUCUUGGCUACGCCGUGGCCGCCAUGUUCCUCAAGGUGCCCGGAAACUGGCGCUACAUCCUCGGCUCCUCGCUCGUCUUCUCGACCAUCAUGUUCAUCGGCAUGCUCUUCCUGCCCGAGUCGCCCCGUUUCCUGAUGCACAAGGGCAAGACCCUCGAGGCCUACAAGGUGUGGAAGCGCAUCCGCGGCAUCGAGCACGCCGACGCCAAGGAGGAGUUCUUUGUCAUGAAGGCCUCGGUCCAGCACGAGCACACCGUCGUCAACGAGAGCGCCGUCAACAAGCGCUUCCCCUGGCUCGACUUCUUCACCGUGCCCCGCUGCCGCCGCGCCCUCGUCUACGCCAACAUCAUGAUCCUGCUCGGCCAGCUGACCGGAGUCAACGCCAUCAUGUACUACAUGAGCACCCUCAUGAACCAGAUCGGCUUCAACGACGAGCAGGCCAACUACAUGUCCCUGGUCGGCGGCGGUUCGCUCCUGAUCGGCACCAUCCCCGCCAUCUUCCUCAUGGAGAAGUUUGGCCGCCGCUUCUGGGCCAACGCCAUGCUUCCCGGUUUCUUUGUCGGCCUGGUGAUCAUUGGUGCCUCGUACCACAUCCCUCUCACCACCAACCUGGGCGGUGCUGAGGCCUGCUACCUCAUCGGUCUGAUCCUCUACAUGGGCUUCUUUGGCUGCUACGCCUGUCUCACCUGGGUCAUCCCCUCCGAGGUCUACCCGACCUACCUCCGGUCCUACGGCAUGGUCACCUCCGACGCCCUCCUCUUCCUCGCUUCCUUCAUCGUCACCUACAACUUCGCCGCCAUGCAGAAUGCCAUGACCCGCACCGGUCUCGCCCUGGGUUUCUACGGCGGCAUCGCCGUCCUCGGCUGGUUCUACCAGCUGCUGUUCAUGCCCGAGACCAAGGACAAGACCCUCGAGGAGAUUGACCUGCUCUUCGAGAGGCCCACCCGCGAGAUUGUCGCCGAGAACGUCCAGAGUGUCACCAGGAGCACCGCCAACUUCUUCACCGGCCGCUGGACCAAGAGCUCCCAGGCUAAGGCUGCUGCUGCUACCGCCGCUGACGAGAAGCUCGGUGAGAAGAUGUAG
Molecule: messenger RNA, 1650 nt
Organism: Cryphonectria parasitica EP155
Lineage: Eukaryota; Fungi; Ascomycota; Sordariomycetes; Diaporthales; Cryphonectriaceae
Product: general substrate transporter
Exons: 2
Coding region: 1-1650 (549 amino acids)
Biological process (GO): transmembrane transport
Cellular component (GO): membrane
Molecular function (GO): myo-inositol:proton symporter activity
Source: RefSeq, a predicted model, not a curated record